AUGUUCAAUCUCAAGCGGCUCUUCCUCGCCGCCACGCUGGUGGUGGGCGUCAGCUUGCUGUAUGCUCAGCCGGCUGCCGCCGUCAAGGGCCCCAAGAUCACCCACAAGGUCUACUUCGACAUCGAGCACGGCGAUGAGCCCCUCGGACGCAUUGUGAUGGGCCUCUACGGCAAGACUGUCCCCAAGACAGCCGAGAACUUCCGUGCUCUUGCCACUGGCGAGAAGGGCUUCGGCUACGAGGGCUCGACCUUCCACCGGGUCAUUAAGCAGUUCAUGAUCCAGGGCGGCGACUUCACCAAGGGCGACGGAACUGGUGGCAAGUCCAUCUACGGCGAGAAGUUCCCUGAUGAGAACUUCAAGCUCAAGCACUCCAAGAAGGGCCUUCUCUCCAUGGCCAAUGCGGGCAAGGACACCAACGGCUCCCAGUUCUUCAUCACCACUGUCGUCACCUCUUGGCUCGACGGCCGUCACGUCGUCUUCGGCGAGGUCCUUGAAGGCUACGAUGUCGUUGAGAAGAUCGAGAACGUCGAGACCCAACCCGGUGACAAGCCCGUCAAGACUGUCAAGAUCGCCAAGAGCGGCGAGCUCGAGGUCCCACCUGAAGGUAUCCAUGUGGAACUCUAG
Chaetomium strumarium is the source of this 624-nucleotide messenger RNA. RefSeq names its product cyclophilin-like domain-containing protein. The transcript is spliced from 3 exons. Gene Ontology annotation, biological process: protein folding; protein peptidyl-prolyl isomerization. Bases 1 to 624 code for a protein of 207 amino acids. NCBI's taxonomy places the organism in Eukaryota, Fungi, Ascomycota, Sordariomycetes, Sordariales, Chaetomiaceae. Gene Ontology annotation, molecular function: peptidyl-prolyl cis-trans isomerase activity. The record is from RefSeq and is a predicted model, not a curated record.